Bipolaris victoriae FI3 is the source of this 3099-nucleotide messenger RNA. RefSeq lists its product as hypothetical. Lineage: Eukaryota; Fungi; Ascomycota; Dothideomycetes; Pleosporales; Pleosporaceae. The transcript has 4 exons. The record is from RefSeq and is a predicted model, not a curated record. Gene Ontology annotation, molecular function: catalytic activity; protein binding. The coding region runs from base 1 to 3099 and encodes 1032 amino acids. Gene Ontology annotation, biological process: nucleoside metabolic process.
AUGGGUAUAUCGACGCCUACCAAACCCAGGACUCAUAACGACUACACUGUGGGAUGGAUCUGCGCGCUACCCAAGGAGCAGACCGCAGCGAAGGCUAUGCUAGACCAAAUGCAUCCGACUCUUUCCAAGCCACCAAACGACCCGAACACAUACACUCUUGGGUCAAUCAAAGAGCAUAACGUCGUGAUAGCCUGCUUGCCGAGAGGCAUGUACGGCACUAUUUCGGCAGCGACCGUCGCGGCCUGGAUGAUAAGCACUUUUCCAUCUAUCAAGGUCGGCCUCAUGGUUGGCAUCGGUGGCGGUAUUCCACCCAAGGUCAGACUCGGCGACGUCGUGAUUAGCACACCGGUGGAUCAGUAUCCUGGAGUGGUCCAGUGGGAUAUGGGUAAAGCGGAAAAGGAUACUCAUUUCAAACGAACCGGUGCGCUAAAUAAACCUCCAAGCGCACUGCUAACAGCAUUGACCACCAUGGAGAGUACUCAUGAGAUGCAGGGAUCUAAAAUACGUGAGUACCUGGACGAUUUGGGAAGGAAAUGGCCAAGACUGGUGUCAGAAUAUACCAACUCCGAUUCCCUCAAGGACCCUUUGUUCACACAAGACAAUUACCGUCGUGGUCUGAGUAUUUGGAUGACUGUAUUAUCAAUAUACUGGGAGAUGAUGCUAUCUAUUCUUGGGUACUUCUUAGGGAGGGAGGCAUUGGCUUCCAUGGAUAGUUGGGCGAAAAUGAUGAGAAUCAUAGCAGAUUACAAGAUUGGUGGGACUCAGAGGGAACCUGGAGAUAUGCGCGUGCAUUACGGCCUAAUCGCAUCCGGUAAUCAAGUGGUCAAGGAUGCUAAGUUUCGCGAUAGUCUCAAUGAGAGCCUGGGAGGAAAUGUGUUGUGCUUUGAAAUGGAGGCUGCAGGGCUGAUGAAUGACUUCCCUUGUAUCGUUAUCCGUGGUAUCUGCGAUUAUGCCGACUCACAAAAGAACAAAUAUUGGCAGAAAUAUGCUGCAGCGGUUGCUGCAGCAUGUGCGAAGGAACUUCUUGAAUAUGUACAGCCAAGCGAUGUUGACGGAGAGCGUCCAGUGAGGGACAUAUUGAGCCACGUUCUCGACACUGUCUCUAGAACCGAAGCCAAUGUUGAAACUGUGAGGUCCAAGUUAGACAGAAAAGAAGACCUCAAGGUCCUGAAUUGGCUCACGCUGACCGACUACGGUUCUCGACAAAGUGAUGUUCUCAAAAGGCGAGAAACCGGGACUGGUCAAUGGAUUUUAGACUCCACUGAAUACCAGGAUUGGCUUAAGACGGAGAGGCAGACGUUAUUCUGUUCUGGCAUUCCCGGAGCGGGAAAGACAAUCCUCACAUCUAUUGUUAUCCACGACCUCACCACAAGGUUUUCUAAAAAUCCAAACGUCGGUAUUGGGUACAUCUACUGUAACUUUCAGCGGCAAGACGAGCAAAAUGUCGACGAUUUGCUGAUAAGUCUGCUGAGACAGUUUGCUGAGAGCCAGCCCUCCUUGCCGAAGAGCAUCAAAGAUCUCUAUUCUCUCCAUGAAAACGAACGAACACGGCCGUCACUCCAGGAAAUAUCCAACACUCUUCAUUCUGUUGUAGCCAAAUACUCAAGAGUAUUCAUCGUCAUCGAUGCACUAGAUGAAUGCCAGACAUCUAACGGCUGCCUGACAAGGUUUCUAUCCGCGGUUUUCAAACUUCAGGGCAAUAUACUUGCAACUUCUAGAAUAAACGGCGAGAUUGCAAAGAUGUUUGGCCAGGCUACAACGCUAGUGAUUCGUGCGAGAGAUGACGACGUAGAGGUAUAUCUAAAUGAACGAAUGAAGCUUCAACCGUCGGAUAUUCUAGAUGAUGCCACUAGAGACAUGAUUAAAAGGAAAUUAGUUGGAAUAAUUGAUGGGAUGUUUCUACUAGCAGAGCUAUCCAUAAACUCACUUAUAAUCCUGCCAACAAAAGGACAUAUCAAAGAGGCUCUCAAAAAUCUUGGUAAUGGAAUGGAGGGAUUAGAAAGAAUUUACAACCUGGCGAUGGAAAGAAUCGAAAGCCAGGGAAGAGAGUGUCGAGAUCUGGCGAAACAAAUUUUGGCAUGGAUUGUUCAUGCCAGAAGGCCACUUUUCACUUCAGAACUCCAACAUGCCGUUUCAGUCAGGUCGAAUAUUACAAAACUAGACGAAGACUACCUUCCGACCAUCGAUCGACUUCGAUCUCUCUGCGCUGGGUUGGUCACAAUUGAUGAAGGCAGUGAUAUCAUACGACUGGUCCACUAUACCACCCAAGAGUACUUCGAGCGCAUUGGAGGCAGAUGGAAACUAGAUCCUCAGUUCUAUAUUGCUUCAACAUGCCUUACUUAUCUAUCAUUCGACGUGUUCAAAACAGGUGGCUGCUCAUCUGACAAAACGUUUGAGCCGAGACUUAGAGAGAACAAGUUUCUGGACUAUGCCGCUAAGUACUGGGGUAAGCAUGCUGCAAUAGUUGAAGGCGAGGUGUGUGGGCUAGCUUGUUCCUGUCUUUCAGACAGCGAGUUGGUUUCAAGCGCUACGCAGGCAUUGCUAGUUCGGAAGAUUAAUUAUAGGAGAUACAGCCAGAUCUAUCCUCAGAAGAGCACAGGAUUACAUCUUGCCGCACGAUUGGGAUUAUCGCUAGUGUUAGAGACGAUGCUCCCAGAACGUGAAGGAGAAAGAACAACUGCACUAGAGAAAAGGGACAGUCACAACCAAGAUCUAUUGUAUGUUGCAGCAAGCGCGGGACACGAUAGAACAGUGGAGCUGCUGCUCGAAAAGGGCGCCAACCCUAAUGCACGGACUUCAUAUGGAGGUCACAAAGCGAUUGUAAAGAUGUUACUUGAAAAUGGCGCAGAGAUCAAUGCGCAGGGUCAAGUCUAUGGCGACGCACUUACUGCGGCUAAAGCUACACACCACAACGAGGUUGUAGAUCUGCUUGUGGAGAAUGGUGCCAAGAGCGUUUUGAAAAAAGAAGAAGAGGAUAUGAGAUACGAUCGUUCAUAUGACAAAAAUACGAAAGAGAGGAAUACUAGCGAUAACAGCCCCGAAACGAAGCCCGGCAUAUUGUUGAUGAGAGAUCAAGUUCAAAUGGAGGCGCGGCGAUGA